AUGGAUCGGUUCAAUAAUCGACGGAGGUCGUCUGAUUCAGAGAAUAUCCCUCUGAAUCAGGAAAGAGAGGUGCCUCAGAUCGAGAUCUCGACAGACUCAAACAACAUCUUGAAUCUGCCGCCUCGCGAACGGUCUUCGUUGUACGAUAUUGACGAUUCGAAAUCUUUUUCCAAGUCACGGAUCCUGCCCAAGCUCACCGUGCACACUGAUCUGCAGUCUGAAGACGAUCUCAUAAACAUCCUGCAGCAGCCGUCGCCCCAGAGAGGUCAUUCUCGCGGCUUUGAGGCCUCUCCUUCACCUACAAGCUCGCGUUUCCACAACACCAGAGUUCUAGACAACGACCGCAUACCCAUUCUUUUAGACGAGGAAAUGGACUCUGACUUUUCGGAGGGCCUGAACCUGGCUCUGGCAGAGACCAGCGACCUGUGGAUGCCUGUUAGCGAGUCGUCGGAUGCAUCCUCGCUGGACUCGGGCGUACGCAUGCGAACGGGAAAUUCGCACGAUCUGGAGUCUGGAAACGCAGAUAUCGAAAUGGCGGAUCUCAGUGGCAAGCUGGACGUGCCAGAGUCAACCAGCAUGUCGCGUCAGGACGUGACGUCCAUCCAAUCGGGUAAAAGUCUGAUCCAGCCCGUGACACCUAGCUCGCAGAUAUCGUCUGUUUUCCGCAAGUUUUCGCAGCGGCUGAACGCCAGGGGCGACGAGCACGACGGCGAGAUGGAUCUAACCGACGACAUCGAUCUGAGCGAGCGUCGGGACUCUGUGGACGACGACCAGAUGCAUUGGGGUGAUUACUCGGAUUAUGAGGAUGAUCUAGGACGUUCCACCUACUCUAAAAACACUCUUGCGGCCAACCACUCUUUGCAGACCACCGUGCUGCUUCCGGGCGAGCAAGACGACGUUUCAUCGCAGGAGACUCGAGAAAAAGAGACUCCUCGCCUAUUUGGCAAGUCGUUUGGCAUUUUCGGGCCCAGCUCAAACUUCAGAAUAGGCUGUCUGCAAAUCGCGCGCAAACCGAUCUGCGACCAGAUCAUUGCGCUGCUGUUGAUAUCGCAGACGGUCCUGUUGACCAUUCAGCAAUGGAAGGUCGAGGCAGGCUACGUCCACAAUGGAGGGUGGACCUGGGUCGACUAUAUUUUGUUUUUCCACUAUGUGGUGUACACGGCGGAAAUACUGGUCAAAUCGGUGGCGUUUGGCUUUUUCGACGACUCGCAGAUGUUCAAGGAGCUGAAGUUGGAGAAGAAACAGAGCCUGUUGCGCAGAUACCUGCGAAAGGCCGGCGAGAAGCUCCAUCUGACACACCCAAAGGCAGCGGACCAGGACUACGCGCAGUCGCGGCCGCUCAGAACAGUGACUGUCCACGGAACAGAGAAAGAGCCUGCCAAGCUGACGCGAGCGUUUCUGAGGUCCGACUGGCACAAGGUGGACUUUGUUUCUGUGGUGUCGUUCUGGAUUUCGCUUUUUAUUAGCAUCCAAAAAUUAGACAUAAAGCACCAGUGCAUGAUUUUCAGGUCGCUCAUGUGUCUCAAAAUUCUGAGACUGCUCAACAUCACGCACGGAACCCGGCUGAUCCUCAAGUCGCUCCGCAAAGCAGGCCACCAAGCUUCAGAUGCCACUUUGGUUCUGAGUGUCUUUUGGGUGCUUUUCGCUAUCAUUGGAGUCCAGUCUUUCAAGUCUUCUCUGAGAAGACAUUGUGUCUGGACCAACCCCAACAACAGCACGGACAUAUACGAGAACUCCAUGCAGUUCUGUGGAUCUUAUCUGGACCCAACAACACUCAAAGAAAAACCAUAUAUCCCUGGACACAACGACCAGACAUUCCCGUAUGCCAAGGGUUUCACCUGUCCGGUGAACUCGAAAUGCAUCUCGGGCGAGAACCCAUACGGAAACACCAUAAGUUUUGACAACAUCUUCAUUUCGUUGCAGAUGGUGUUUGUCAUUUUGAGCGCCAACACGUUUUCGGAUAUCAUGUACUACACAAUGGACAGUGACGAGAUGGCUGCCUCUCUCUACUUUAUUUUCGCCAUAUUCAUUCUGGUGGUGUGGCUGCUGAGUCUGAUUGUGGCCGUGGUCAUCAACUGCUACAGAGUCCACAUCGACGAUAUGAAAAACGCACGGCAGUCGCGCAAGACGCGGAUCCUGGUCUGGGAGUUCGAUUUCAGAGCACUGGAUGCUGCGUACGAAGACUAUCUGGCUCGCCACAACUACCUGCGCAAAUUCUGCUCCACGCGCGGAUUCUUCAACAUUCUGGUUAUCGUGGACCUCAUCAACAAAGCCCUGGUCUCUACGAACUACGACGACGAGAGCUGGGCGAGAUUGAAGACUAUGGAGCUGGCAAUCACCGUGUGUCUGUUCGCAGAAACUGCCAUCAAGAUGGCGCUUUUUGGACGGAACAUCAAGGUCUACUUCUACUCGCUGAGAAACAUAAUUGACCUUUUGCUGGCCAUCUCCACCAUGGUGAUCGCAAACUUGCAAUUGGAUCCAGAAGGAGGGCCCUAUGGCUGGACGUCGGUCCUAUUUAUUUUUCGGUUCUACAGACUAGUGGUCGCCAGGGGUCUGCUGCACAACGCCUGGAAAGCCGUUUUCUCCAAUUUCCGGCCCUUCAUCGACCUCGGCAUUUUCUUCAUCCUGGUGCUGUAUUUAACGGGCAUUGUUUGUGCGCGUUUGUUUGAGGGACUCAUUCCCGUUGACGAGUACUUGGACGACGACCAGCUGAUCAUGUACAACCUGCCCAAUGUGGUGCUUUCGCUUUAUACCAUCACCACCACCGAGAAUUGGACGAGUAUCCUGUAUCUUGCCCAGCAGUGCAGCCGGAACACCUUCACCAAGGUCUGUGUUGCUGUGUAUCUUAUUGGCUGGUUCAUCUUCUCCAACAUGGUCGUCCUCAACAUUUUCAUCGCCAUCAUCACUCAGAACUUGGGUGUCAACGACGCCAACAAAAAACGGAUGCAGAUCAAGCAGUUCUACCAGAAACUGGUGCGCGAACUGAACUCGAACAAGCAUGUUGGUCUUUUUGACGAUUUGAGAAGCCAGUGGUUUAGAAGCACCCGAAGAAGGGCCAUCAGCACGUCGCAGAUGAUUGAGCACAUGACGCACCUUCUGGAGCAAAGCAAUAUGAGUCCGGGAGAUUUUCUGGAGGAUGAGAAAGAGAGAAAAAAGCAGGAAAAUAUAGGCCUGUUUUCCAAGUGCAUGAAGCUGCUGCGCAAAUGGAAACCGUACGCUCGUCUGGAAGACAAAAUCACCGACUCUCACCUGUUUGUUUGGGCGAGAGACUGGGUGGUUUCUGCCACCAUGGCGAAAGUCGAUUUCUCGCUUGGAUUUGACUACCGAGAGCUCGACGUGAACACUGGCAGGAAAAGCUCGACUCGCGAGGUGUUCCGUCUUUUUGACGAAAACAACCUCGAUCCAGACAAGGAGCUCAAGCAACGCGCGUAUCUCGACCAGCACGUCGAGUUCAACAGAACAUUGCACUACUUUUAUCCCGACCAUCCUCUUCGCAGGUUCUGUCAACGGAUAGUGUCUCCGGCGUACGGAAAAAGAAUGGACGGUGUCGACCCGUAUCCAAAAGUGCGCGACGCUUUCUACGUUUUGAUGUUUCUUGCCACAGUGGUGGUGGUUGUUCUCGCGUGCUACGUGACACCGUUGUACAGGAAAGAGAAUUUUAUUUACGAACGGCCAUGGAACUGGGUCACCGAGGUGGAUCUAUUUUUCUCCAUCUUGUUCACGCUCGAGUUCCUGAUCAAAGUGAUAGCCGACGGAUUCGCGCGCACGCCAAACGCGUACCUGAGGUCUGCAUGGGACGCCAUUGAUUUUGUGGUGCUGAUUUCGUUCUGGAUCACCACGUUUGGAGAAAUCUACAGAGACUUCAAUCUCGUGAUUAUUGUCGGCGAAGCAAGAGCUCUGAGAGGCCUCAGAUUGCUGACUAUCACCAGGAGAUCGAAGGAGUACUUCAACUACGCAGUGAUAUCAGGAGCGCGCAAAAUGCUUGCUGCAGUCCUGAUCUCCAUGACGUUGCUGUUUCCCUUCUCUCUCUGGGGUCUGCAACUAUUUGUUGGAAAGCUGGCCACGUGCUCCGAUAGCUCUUCGGACUACGACAACUGCGUUUUGGAGUACUCCAACGAAGUCUUCAAAUGGAACGUCCUUUCACCAAGGGUGUACUCAAACCCGUACCUGAACUUUGACGGCUUCGCCAACUCGCUCUCGUCCCUGUUUCAAAUCAUUUCGCUGGAAGGCUGGACCGACCUGCUGCUGAACCUGAUGAACAUCACUGCGCGCGGACAGCCGCCAGAAACGUUUGCCAGUCCGGGAAACGGGAUGUUUGUCAUCAUUUUCAUCUUCUGCUCCAUCGUCAUCAUUCUCAACCUGUUCGUCUCUGUUAUCAUCAACAAUUACUCGGUCCAGACAGGAACAGCCUUUUUGAACGACAAACAGCGUGCUUGGUACGAGGUCAAACGUGUUCUGAGCCAGGUUCAUCCUUCCAAACGGAAGGACGAAUCUUCCAUGAGCGGCUUCCGCAAAGCUUACUACCACCUCGUGGUGGAUAAAAAUAAAACCUACACGAGCAUAGUGAACGGGUUUUAUUUCAUCCAUGUGGUUGGUCUGCUGGUGGAGUUCUACCCAGCGAAUUUUGCCGAAAACAACUUCCGCUAUGCCAUCACCACUCUGUCGACCACGGGACUUGCGUGCGAUACUGUGCUGACGCUCUACGCUUUGGGCCCAAAACUGUUUUUCAGAAACGGUUGGAACAUCUCGCGGCUCAUCAUCGUGGUUGGUGCCUGUGUGAUGUCGGCGGUCGCCUUCUUUGUGUCCAGACAGUCCGUCUACGCCAACAUCAACAAGCUGUUCCUCGUGGGGGUGCUACUUUUCCUCAUUCCUAGAGUGGAUACGUUCAACCAGCUAUUCAGAUACGCGUCUGCCAGUCUUCCGACGCUGCUAGCGCUGAUAUACACCUGGCUAGUCCUAUUUCUGGUCUAUGCCAUUGCGCUGAAUCAGGUCUUUGGACUCACCAGACUGGGCAAGAACACAACAGGCAACAUCAACUGUCGUACAGUUACAAAGUCGCUCAUUCUGCUCUUUAGAGUGAGUUUUGGCGAAGGCUGGAAUUACAUCAUGGACGAUUUCAGGGUAGGUGCCCCUUACUGCUCCAGUGCUGUAAGUCGGUACAGCUCUGAUUGCGGCCAGAACGUCUCUGCGCACAUUCUAUUUUUCUCGUGGAACGUUCUGUCGAUGUACAUUUUCCUCAACAUUCUUAUUUCCGUGGUGAUCAACAGUUUCAGCUAUGUGUACAACUCGUCCGGGCCUCAUUCGCUGCUGACUAGAGACGAGAUCCGCAAAUUCAAGAGGUCCUGGAGAGAGUUCGACCCCGACGGGUCUGGCUUCAUCGACCCGUCUCAGCUGCAACCAUUUUUGAGCAGCUUGGACGGAGUGCUGUCCUAUAAAGUUUAUCCCGAGAAGUUCUCGAUUCCAAAUAUCACCUCGCAGUGGAUCACAAAACACAGCAACGAUCCGUAUGAGCUGGAGUACGACUUUGAGAAAUUGGACGAGAUCAUGGCGACAAUUGAUUUCCGCAAGGUGAAGGAACGAAGACGUCGGUACAACAGAUUGAUAAUCGAGGCGUAUCUUAAAAUGGUGCAGACCAGUGAUGGUCCGAAGAUUGAGUUCACCAAACUGCUGCUCCAAAUAGGGUACUAUUCGCGGUUCCAGGACAGCACGUGUCUGACACUGGAGGAUUUCGUCAAAAGAUACGUUUUGAUCCAGAAAAUCAACAAGGUGGCCAGAAAACUGAAGAUCGAGUCGACUAUCCAAAUGGUGUUGUCCCGGUUGAGACUUUUGAUUGGAAAUCUUAACCAAAGCAGCAAUCCACCGCUGCAAAGAAUCAAUCGUCGGGUGGCCACAGAGAUUUUCGACCAGGACGAUCUUUACGGAACCCAUGGAGACGAUUACGACAAUCCGUUUAAUAAUAAUGAGCUAUACAGAAGUGUUUCGGAAACCAGUCUGAAUCCGUUCAACGAUCCGUUCAGUGACCCAAUAGAGGAGGAGCAAAUCGUGCCGCCGGCCAGCAGGAGAAGCGAGAGCUAG
Ogataea angusta is the source of this 6075-nucleotide messenger RNA. RefSeq lists its product as uncharacterized. The transcript has a single exon. Bases 1 to 6075 code for a protein of 2024 amino acids. The record is from RefSeq and is a predicted model, not a curated record. Gene Ontology annotation, biological process: calcium ion import across plasma membrane. Gene Ontology annotation, molecular function: calcium ion binding; high voltage-gated calcium channel activity. Gene Ontology annotation, cellular component: voltage-gated calcium channel complex; membrane. Lineage: Eukaryota; Fungi; Ascomycota; Pichiomycetes; Pichiales; Pichiaceae.